Messenger RNA from Racocetra persica, 579 nucleotides. NCBI's taxonomy places the organism in Eukaryota, Fungi, Glomeromycota, Glomeromycetes, Diversisporales, Gigasporaceae. The record is from the annotation of a GenBank genome assembly.
AUGAGCACUAAUACUAACGUUAAUAAUAUUCUUAUUCCUAAAAAAGGAAAUACUUUUUCUACUUUUGGGGAAGCUCAUGCAUUUGUAAAAAAUUAUGCAGCACAAACCAAUAUUGUUACAAUUUUGGGAAAGACAACCAGAAAUUCAGAAGGUAAUGGUUAUAGACAGGCAUUUUUCAUUUGCGAGAAACAGGGAGCUAUAAUGGAAAAAACGAUGCAUAUGCUACUAAGCGAACAGCAUAAUCAUGUUAUUUAUCCUGAUGCUAAAAAAUUUAGUAUCAAUAUGCCAUCUGUGAGCUCGAAGUAUGUACAUAAACGUGAUGUUUAUAAUGCUGUUGGUCGUCAACGUCAGCAAAAAUUGCAAGAGCUAAAUGAAAUUGAGAUGCUGCUUAGAACUUUAGAAAAUGAUGAAAACAUUAUUGCAAGUAUUGCUACUAAACCUGCGUAUAAUGAUGAGCAUAAUCAAGAUGGAUCAUUUAUCCAAGCAAUCUUCUGGGCUCAUCAAAAUGUAUUUUCCGAGUUUGCAGUAGCAAAAGCAGGUGUUGCUUGCUGUGAGACGCCAAGUAGGCAUAUUAUUUAA